Molecule: messenger RNA, 2027 nt
Organism: Thlaspi arvense
Lineage: Eukaryota; Viridiplantae; Streptophyta; Magnoliopsida; Brassicales; Brassicaceae
Source: the annotation of a GenBank genome assembly
AUUUUUCCUUCGUUUCGUGAUUUUUUUUAAUUUCGAAUUUACUCGGAAAAAAAAAAAUCCUCGAGAUUCAAACCUUCGACAAGGAGAGAAGCUGUUUCAGAGCAUCUCUCAUUUCGCGUUUGUCAUCUAAUUUCGUUUCCUGCAUUCUGAAGAAAUUCUGCGAAAUUUUUUGACAUCUCAAGAUCGCGAAAAUUAGGUUAGUAGAAUUUAUCUCAUGAAGCGGCGACGACGAUCGUCGGAGGGAGAUGGAAGUUAGAUCGGAGAGUACUCAGGCGCGGAGCGAUAAGCUUCCGCCUCCGGUAGUUCCGAAGCCUCGUGUACAAGUAUGGUUCGUAAGAGUCUGCUCCAGCAUUUUGGUUUGGACGUGUUUGGUUCAGCUUUUCGCCGCCGGCGAGCUUUGGCAUACCCGGAUCUUCACUGGUCUAACCAAUCAGAUUUCUAGAUUUUCAGUCCCCGUCGAGCCUGUUCCAUUGCCGCCUCCUCUUCCUCCCCCGAGAAAUUAUACAAGCAAUGGUAUUCUACUUGUAUCCUGUAAUGGCGGACUCAAUCAAAUGCGAUCCGCGAUUUGUGACAUGGUGACUGUUGCUCGGCUAUUAAACCUCACUCUCGUUGUUCCGGAGCUUGACAAAACAUCGUUCUGGGCUGAUCCAAGUGGUUUUGAGGAUAUUUUUGAUGUGAGACAUUUCAUUGAUUCAUUAAGAGAUGAAGUUCGGAUCCUGAGGAGGCUUCCAAAACGGUAUAGCAGGAAGUAUGGAUAUCAAAUGUUCGAAAUGCCUCCUGUGAGCUGGUCUGAUGAAAACUAUUACUUGAAGCAGGUGUUGCCCCUUUUCAGCAAACAUAAAGUUGUACACUUCAAUAGGACCGACACUCGCCUGGCAAAUAAUGGUCUUCCCCUCGCGCUCCAGUGGCUCAGGUGCCGGGUGAACUUCCAGGGACUAAAGUUCACUCCACAGCUUGAGGCUUUAGGAGCUAAGCUAGUCCGCAUUCUUCAACAAAGAGGGCCGUUUGUGGCUUUGCAUCUGCGAUAUGAGAUGGACAUGUUAGCUUUCUCUGGUUGCACUCAUGGUUGCAGUGAGGAAGAAGCGGAAGAGCUUAAAAAGAUGAGGUACACAUAUCCCUGGUGGAGAGAGAAGGAGAUAGUCUCAGAGGAGAGGAGGGCGCAAGGGCUGUGUCCCCUGACGCCAGAGGAGGUGGCAUUGGUUCUAAAAGCAUUGGGAUUCGAGAAAAACACACAGAUAUACAUUGCAGCUGGUGAGAUUUAUGGGAGCGAGCAUAGGCUCUCCGUUCUAAGGGAAGCAUUCCCGAGAAUUGUAAAGAAGGAAAUGCUAUUGGAGUCGGCAGAGUUGCAACAGUUUCAGAACCAUUCGUCUCAAAUGGCUGCUCUUGAUUUCAUGGUAUCUGUGGCCAGCAACACUUUUAUUCCAACGUAUGAUGGAAACAUGGCAAAAGUCGUGGAAGGUCAUCGGAGAUACCUGGGGUUUAAGAAGACAAUCCUGCUUGACCGUAAGAAGCUCGUGGAGCUACUUGACUUACACCACAACAAGACCCUCACAUGGGAUCAGUUCACAGUAGCGGUUAAGGCAGCCCAUGAGAGACGAACAGGAGCACCUACACAACGAAGAGUAAUCUCUGACAAACCUAAGGAGGAAGAUUACUUUUACGCAAACCCUCAAGAAUGUCUCUGUGAAGGUACAAAUUGCCACGAGCUGUUUGGCCAUAGGAAUUCCAAUUUAACACAUUGAGAAGUCAUGUGUUUUUAGCAUAUUAGCACUCAUUGCUUCUGCAAGAGGACGGCAAAGCAAAACACUGGGAAAGGGAGCUGCAUAGUUCCUUUCACUUGAGUUUCUCCAUUUUUGUUUGUAACUUCUUUUUUAUUUUUCAGUUUUGCUGCAAAGUUGCUGAUCUUGAUUUAUUUGUUUUUACGUAAGUUAAGAUGUAACUAAAAAGAAGAUGAUGUGUCCAUUUCAUAGAACUUCAAAAAGGCCGUUUUUGGCAAUAGCCUAACAUACACAGAUAUUGUUGCUCUC